This is a messenger RNA of Neltuma alba, 1532 nucleotides long. Its product is annotated as mitochondrial import inner membrane translocase subunit TIM50. The coding region runs from base 107 to 1138 and encodes 343 amino acids. Lineage: Eukaryota; Viridiplantae; Streptophyta; Magnoliopsida; Fabales; Fabaceae. The transcript has 10 exons. The record is from RefSeq and is a predicted model, not a curated record.
CCGUUCGCGUCGUCCCCAAGGCCCAAACGCGGCUUGAUUCGUUCCUCUGCAAAACCCUACCAGAAACCCCAGCCCUUGUUGUCGCAGAUCAAACAGAGACCGCGACAUGUCUUUGAGGGUUCUCGGAUCGCGUGCCAUUCCCUUCCUAUCGAAGCGCAAUGGGCGACUUCUAUGCUCCGUCGCUGCUUCCAGUGCUCCCAAGGAGCCGCUCUCUUCCGCCUCCCCAGAAUCCGAUGUGAGUUCAAAAAAGCAAGGUUGGAGUUUCCUCAAGGUCGCCCUCGCUAGUACGCUCACUGGAGCCACCGCUGCAGCUGGUUACGCUACAUAUGCUUACAGUUUGGAUGAAAUUGAAGAAAAAACGAAGUCUCUACGCGAAUCAGUGAAGUACAAUGCAGGCGAAAAUGCCACUGCCCUCGAUAAAUUUCAGCAAUUGCUAUAUUCAACUGCAAUGACAGUGCCUGCUAAAGCAGUAGAACUCUACUUGGAUGCACGAAGGCUUAUAGAGGAACAGGUUCAGAGUUAUACAGAACCAUACUCAGAUAAGCUUCUUCCAGAUUUGCUUCCUCAGGAGCAACACGUGUUUACACUCGUUCUUGAUCUCAACGAAACUCUAAUUCACUAUAUCUGGACGAGGGAUACAGGCUGGCAGACUUUCAAACGACCUGGAGUUGAUGCGUUCUUGGAGCAUCUAGCACAGUUUUAUGAAAUUGUUGUGUAUACUGAUGAACAAAAUAUGUUUGUAGACCCUGUUCUUGAUAGGCUGGAUACCAAGCACUGCAUAAGAUACAGGCUAUCAAGGCCAGCUACCAAGUAUCAGGAUGGAAAGCAUUAUAGAGACCUGUCAAAGCUAAACAGGGAUCCAAGAAAAGUUCUUUAUUUGAGCGGCCAUGCUUUGGAAAGUUGCCUUCAACAUGAGAAUUGCGUCCCUGUUAAGCCCUGGCAGCAGAAUGAUAAAGAAGACACGGCUCUUUUGGAUUUCAUACCAUUCCUUGAGUUUGUUGCCCGGAGCAGUCCGGCUGAUAUAAGGCCAGUGUUAGCGUCUUACCAAGGAUGUGAUAUCCCAACUGAAUUCAUUAGACGGUCCAAAGAGCAUCAAAGGAGAAUCCAAGGACAGAAGCGUGGUUUUUGGAAACAUUGAUACCAACAACACGAAAGCGGAUAAUUUGUACUGGGAAAAUGAGGAGACUACGCUGAUGGUUUCAUCGCAAACUUAUUCACCAAGGAUCUUGAAGUGAUUGUCAUUAUUUUAACGUUCAAGGAAUAGAGAAAUAUAGAUUGUUUUCCUCGAGUCUGGAAUAAUCCAUUUUUGACACUACUAACCAUGUUGCUGAAAAAGCACCUAUUAUUGAUGACAGGUUUUGGAUCACCCAUUUAUCAACUUCCAUCUCCUUAUUUACAGCUCUACAGCUCAAAGUCAGAUCUAGUUUGACUUCAGCUCUCAGGCACGUUUUGCAAAUGAUAGAGAUUGGUAAUUCAAUUCAUUUAUAAAUAAACAUGUGAAUAAGAGAACUUCCAGUGGUAUUUACCUCUUA